AUGAAGGAAAAAGGCAAAGAUGAAUUCAAAGAAGCUCAUCCUCAUCCUCAUCCUCAUCUCCAUCUCUUUAAUGGCAGUCUCAAUCAAACCCUAGACAGACAAACAUCCUCUUCAACUCUACCCACUUCCCCGAACCUCAAUAACCAGAGCGCUCUCCGACGCGAUCAACAGUACUUCGCCGUCGUCAUGUCUUCUUCUUACUUCGACGACGACGACGAUUUCCAGAUCCCUCUCUCCCGAUCCACCGCGACUCCUCAAAAUUCCAUUCUCUCGCAGAGAUCACUCAAAAGCUCAUCUUUUUCUCACCGGCCGUCGAAAAUCCCAAAGUGCUCGACCACCUUCGGCUCCGGCAAGGAGAAUGUGCCUUCGUUUUGUUUGGGAAAUCAGGAGAACGAGGGUUUUAAGUCUUUGGAAGUUGUGGAUUGCAGCUUGGAAUCAAUACCUUCUAGCUUCGAUUGCACGAACGCUACUGCACCGGAGGAAGCUGUUGAUAAUGUGGGUAAGGACGAUUGUUGUUCUUCGCCUCCGGAGAAAAAGGAGUUGUUGAAUAAAAAUUGGGGCUAUUCUCGCAAUUCGAUAGAGUCUAGGUUGAUGAAAUCGUGGGGAGACCGUGGUUUUGGCUCUGGUGAUGGUGGCUCCGCCGUUGAGGAUGACGAGGACGAGGGAGAGCUCGAUGAGUUGCUCAAGCUGUGCUCUGCAUUAGAAGAGGAAGAUAGUUUGGGUGAUAAUGGAGGUUCGGUUGAGUGUCCUCUUUGUGGGGUUGACAUUUCGGAUGUCAGUGAGGAACAAAGGCAUCGCCACACCAAUGAUUGUCUUGACAAAGGGGACUCUCCAGCGCAAGAUGUAAGUUUGCAAUUAGUUUCAAUUUUAGGGAGAAUUGGUAAACUUACAUAGUACAGCGAAUACCGAGUAUCCAGGCCAUGCGGUGAAGUUUCUGGUGUUGUAGAGUGGCUGCGCGGCCUGGGUUUAACGAAAUACGAAGAUAUUUUUGUUAGAGAAGAGAUUGUCUGGGAUACUCUCCAAUGGUUGACAGAAGAGGAUCUCUUUAACAUUGGCAUCACUGCACUUGGUCCCAGAAAGAAGAUUGUGCAUGCUCUUUCUCAACUUAGAAAAGGGAGCAUACAAGCAAUUGAGGUGCCUCCACCUUCUAACGCCUCUAGUGAACACAGAAGGGGCACCAAUGGAGUUGAGAUGCCCAGUGAUGUCUCAGAGCGAGUGACUGAAAAUGCGAGUAAAGUAGCUGCUAACAAGUUGAUAACAGAUUACUUUCCAGGAUAUUUUAGUGAUAGAAAGAAAGUUUGCGACACCGGUAGACAACAGAGGGCAAUAGUACAGGGAUCGUCAAGUUCUGGCCGUAAACGUGUUACAGGCAAAAAACACAUCACAAAAGGAAAGCUCAAGGAUCCUCCAUCGUGGUGUUCCAUACCAGGAACACCAUUUCGAGUGGAUGCUUUUCGAUAUCUUAGAGGAGAUUGUUCACAUUGGUUUCUCACUCACUUCCAUAUGGAUCAUUAUCAAGGUCUAACAAGGUCCUUUUGUCAUGGACUGAUUUAUUGCUCAUCCAUUACUGCUAAGCUUGUAAAUAUGAAGAUUGGGAUCCCAUGGGACAGAUUGCAUGUUUUACCCCUCAACCAAAAGAUCAAUAUUGGCGGCAUUGAUGUGACCUGUUUAGAUGCAAACCACUGCCCUGGGGCCAUAAUUAUACUUUUUGAACCACCUAACGGCCAGGCCGUUCUGCACACAGGAGAUUUUCGCUUUAGUGAGGACAAAGACAUGAUGCCUUUUUUGCGAGCACGGUUUAUCCAUACACUUGUACUUGACACAACUUACUGUAAUCCCCAGUAUGACUUCCCAAAGCAGGAGGCCGUAAUACAAUUUGUUCUUGAUGCCAUUCAGGCCGAAACUUUCAACCCUAAAACUCUUUUUCUGAUUGGUAGCUACACAAUUGGAAAGGAGCGACUCUUCUUGGAGGUAGCUCGUGUUCUACGAAAAAAGGUUUAUGUCAAUGCUGCAAAGCUGCGCAUUUUAAAUUGUUUGGGGUUUCCUCAGGAGGAUAUGCAGUGGUUUACGGUAAAUGAACAGGAAAGCCAGAUACACGUUGUUCCUAUGUGGACACUUGCAAGCUUCAAACGACUUAAGCAUGUAGCCAAUCAGUAUAAGGAUCGAUUCAGUCUGAUAGUUGCUUUCUCUCCCACUGGUUGGACAUUUAGUAAAGGAAAGAAAAAAUCUCCAGGGAAAAAGUGGCAGCAGGGCACAAUCAUAAGGUAUGAAGUGCCGUACAGUGAACACAGCAGCUUUACAGAACUCAAAGAGUUUGUGAAGAUCAUAUCUCCAGUAAACAUAAUACCUAGUGUGAAUAAUGAUGGGCCUGAUUCUGCCAAUGCCAUGGUUUCUCUCUUACUUUCUCAAUUAUGAGCUCGACAAGCUUCCUUAAAAUUAAGUUUAUAAGAAUAAUUUUAUUUGUAAUAAAAAUUA
Messenger RNA from Morus notabilis, 2475 nucleotides. Its product is annotated as DNA cross-link repair 1A protein. Gene Ontology annotation, biological process: protection from non-homologous end joining at telomere; interstrand cross-link repair; double-strand break repair via nonhomologous end joining. NCBI's taxonomy places the organism in Eukaryota, Viridiplantae, Streptophyta, Magnoliopsida, Rosales, Moraceae. The record is from RefSeq and is a predicted model, not a curated record. Gene Ontology annotation, molecular function: damaged DNA binding; protein binding; 5'-3' DNA exonuclease activity. The transcript is spliced from 11 exons.